UGCCUUCUGGCAGGGAGUGGAGUGGCAUGGAGAGAAAAGAAAUCCCUGGGACUGGAAAAGAAAAUAGUGUAUCAGAAACCAACACAGCUAAACUAAGGAACAGAGUUAGAACUCUUACCAAGCUCUCAUCGAAGCAUCUUCCUUACCAGCUCUAAAAGAUUCCUGCUCCUGAUUUUAUAGUUAAGAUCAGGUGACACCCGGACAUGGCCCCAGUGAUCCACAUGCCAGAACCCUUGUGCCUCGUUAAGAACACUAAUGGGCGGCUGGUGGCUAAUCCGAAAGCUCUGACCAUCCUGUCUGCCAUCACGCAGCCUGUGGUGGUGGUGGCCAUCGUGGGCCUCUGCCGCACAGGCAAAUCCUACCUGAUGAACAGGCUGGCUGGGAAGAGCAAGGGCUUCUCUAUCGGAUCCACAGUGCAGCCUCACACCAAGGGCAUCUGGAUGUGGUGUGUGCCUCACCCCAAGAAGCCAGACCACACCCUGGUUCUUCUUGACACCGAGGGACUUGGUGACGUAGAGAAGGGUGACAAGAAGAAUGACACCCAGAUAUUUGUACUGGCACUGCUACUAAGUAGCACCUUUGUAUACAAUACCAUGAACAAAAUUGACCAGAGGGAUAUCGACCUCUUGCACUAUGUGACGGAGCUGUCAGGUCUGCUCAGAACAGUAUCCUCACCUGAUCUUGAUGGGAUAGAAGAUGCAGCUGACUUUGUGAGCAUCUGUCCAGACUUAGUGUGGACUCUGAGAGAUUUCUACCUUGACCUGGAAGCACAUGGGCAACUUAUCACAGCAGACGAGUACCUGGAAAAUUCACUGAGGCCAAAGCAAGGCACGGAUCAAGGUCUUCAAAAUUUUAAUUUGCCCCGUCUGUGUAUACAGAAAUUCUUUACAGUGAAGAAAUGCUUUAUUUUUUAUUUACCCACUCUUCGAAAGAAGCUUGCCCAGCUUGAGACACUGCGUGAUGACGACCUGGAUCCUGAAUUUGUACAACAAGUGGCAGAUUUCUGUUCCUACAUCUUCAGCCAUUCUAAUGCUAAAACUCUUUUGGGAGGCAUUAAGGUUAAUGGAUCUCAACUCUAUAAAUUAUUGCUGCGCUCUAGAGGGAACGAAAGUGUACAAAGGACAAUGAAGACAAACAGGAACGUUGCAACAAAGAGUCUAGAGAGCCUGGUGUUGACCUACGUCAAUGCCAUCAGCAGUGGUGAUCUGCCCUGCAUGGAGGAUGCAGUCCUGGCCUUAGCAGAGAUUAAGAACUUAGCUGCAGUGCAAAAGGCCAUUGCCCACUAUGACCAGCAGAUGUUCCAGAAGGUGCAGCUUCCCACAGAAACCCUCCAGGAGCUGCAGGACCUGCACAGGGCCAGUGAGAGAGAGGCCAUUGAAGUCUUCAUGAAGAACUCUUUCAAGGAUGUGGACCAAGGUUUCCAGAAAAAACUGGAAACCCUGCUAGAAGCCAGACAGGAUGACUUCCAUAAACGGAACUCAGAGGCAUCCCUGGACCGUUGCUCAGCUUUACUUCAGGAUAUUUUUCAUCCUCUGGAAGGAGAUGUGAAGCGGGGGAUUUAUUUAACAGCAGGGGGGCAUCGUCUCUACGUUCAGAAGACAGAAGAGCUGAAGGCAAAGUACUAUCAGGAGCCCAGGAAAGGAAUACAGGCUGAGGAAGCUCUGCAGAAAUAUCUACAGUCCAAGGAGUCUGUGAGGGAUCGCAUUUUGCAGACAGACCUGGCUCUUAUAGAAAGAGAAAAGGAGAUGGAAGAGGCACAUGUAAAAGCAGAGGUUCUGAAGGCUGAAGAACAAAGAAUGUGGGUGGCAGUUCUAAGGCAGUACCAGCAAAUGAUGGAGCAGAGGCAGAGAAUCCUUCAGGAACAAGUCAGACAAAUGGAGAGAAACAGGAUAUUCCAGCAUCCAUUGCAACAGAGGGCCCUGGACCUGAGGCAUCAUUGCCAGAUCUUAUGGAAGAUAACAGAGGAACUAGAAAUCUGCAUGAAGAUAAAUGAGUUCCUUCGUGUUGCAGAAAAGACCUUAGCAGAAGAGAAAGCCAAAAGAGAGUCAUCUGAAAAGGAAAAGAAACUUCAUGAGCAAAAGGUUAAAAAGCUGCUGAAAAAAUGUGAGAACCUAACGAGAGCUUUCAUGGAAUUUAAAGCCAAAAUGACAGAGGAGAUAAGAGUGAGAGAGAGCCUUUUGAAGGAGAUGAAUGAGAGGAUUAAGAUGCUCAAGUCUGAUUGCAGGCGUUUGGCGGUGCCACUGCGUAGACCGGACUCAGCUCGCUCGCUCCUUGCUCCGCUUCCUCUGCCACCAUGUCUGACAAACCCGAUAUGGCUGAGAUUGAGAAAGUUGAUAAGUUGAAAUUGAAGAAGACAGAAAUGCAAGAGAAAAAUCCACUGCCUUCCAAAGAGACGAUUGAACAGGAGAAGCAAGCAAGCGAGUCGUGAUGAGACGUGCACCGCCAGUGUACACUGUACAUUCCACAAGCAUUGCCUUCUUAUUUUACUUCUUUUAGCUGUUCAACUUUGUAAAAUGCAAAGAGGUUGGAUCAAGUUGAAAUGACUGUGCUGCCCCUUUUCUCAUCAAAAAUGGUGAACUACUGACAACGAAGGCCGCGCCUGCCUCUCCCAUCUGCCUGUCUGGCAGGCAGGGAAGGAAAAGAACUUGCACGUUGGUGAAGGAGGAAGCUGGGUGGGUCAACAGUGAAAUCUAGAGUGAAAUGUAAGGUGAUCCAAGAGGCCCUGCAGGCUGUAAAACGCAGUUUAAUCAGACUGCCAUUUUUUUGUUGUUCAAAUGAUUUUAAUUAUUGGAAUACACAAUUUUUAAUAUGCAAGUACAAAGUUUUAAAACCUGGAAAAAAAAAAGGCUGAUAGCAAAUUUGAAGUGGAGCUAAUCAAAAAAAAUUAAAGAGCCAAGACAAUCUGAAGAGGUGCAAUGAAAUUUAUAGAACUACAGCAAUUAGGACGUGUCACUGAGGCAGAAACAUAAAAACAUAGCAAAAGAAAAUGCUACAUAGUCUAAAAAUAGAACCAACAACAUACCUGAUUAAGUCUAUAUGAAAAGUAUUAUUUACAAUCAGUGAGAAAAUAUAAACAGUACAGUAAGUGUUGUCAGCCAGCUGGAGAGUCAUAGAAUAAAGGGUGACUAGAUCUCUGAUAAACCUUGCACAAAUAAAUUCCACUUUGACUUUAGAUCUAACAUUAAAAAAAAUGCCAUAAAAACAAUAAAAGUAAGAUAGUUAUUAUGUUAACUUGGAACAUUGAAUUUAUUUUUAAGUGACAUACAACUCAAAGGCAUAAAAAUACUGACAAAACUACAUAAAAAUAAAUGUAAAUUUGUUGCGGUAUCAGAGCAUAAAGAAACUCAGGAAACAAAAAGAUAACCUCAAUUUAUAUCACAGAAGAGAGCUAAUUUAUACCAGUUAUGUAUCAUAAAGAAACGCCUUCUUAGUGCAGUGGGCAGCGCGUCAGUCUCAUCAUCGUAUGUAUCAUAAAGAGCCUCAAGUCAAUAGAAAUGGGUUGAGUAGACAGCUUAUAGAAAACUGAAAUACCCAAGUCACUCAAAGUAAGAGGAAUGAAACUAAAACUAUGAGAUACAGUGUUUCCCUUCACAAGCCAUCAAACUGUGUUCUCAGUGUUUUUGAAAACAUGUACUUUUAUGGGAGUACAAAUGGUACAAUAUCUACUGAAAAUCAUGUCUAAUACUUACUAAAUGCCUAUGUUAACUUUGGCCCAACAGGUUCUAUUUUAGGACACACACACACUCACAGAAAUGAUGUCCACUGCAGCACUGGUUAUAAUGUUAACGAUUGAAAACUACUUACAUGGCCAUCUGUAUGGGAUUGCCAACAUGACUUUUAGCAUACUCAUACAAUGGAAUGUUAUGUAUCCAGCAGAUUGGGAGACAGCGUUUCAUUUGUAACGAUGCAGAACAAUUUACUAGAGCUUCUCGGCCUUUUGGCUAAGAUCAAGUGUAGAACAAUUUACUAGAUACGUUGUGAUGUGUGAAAAGUAGGAUGUUGACCAAUAGGAAUAGUGCGCUAUUUCUGCAAAAAGAGAUGCAAUUCGUAUAUACAUAUAUGUAUACACUUAGACAAUCUCUGGAGUGAUGCAUGGGCAACUAGAAAAUUGGUUGCUUCUAGAGGAAGCUAGGUUUCUGAGAUCAGGAAUGAGAGGAAUACUACUUUAUUUUGUAUAAACCUUUGUAUCUUUUGAAAUUUUUAGGAACUAUGUCAUACUUGUUCAGCAGUGUAAGAGAAGCAACAAGGAUGAUGAUAACUGUGAUGGUGAUGAUGGUGAUGGUGAUGGUAGGGAACUUUGUAUUCCCAGAAAAUCAGCCAGCUCAAAGAGGAGGUUGUUGGAGUGGUCCAGAUACCUGAAAAAAAGAAUUUAUAUCCUAAUCUUAUUUGUAUUAUGGAGCUCAUUUCUACCGCCUUACAGUCACUAACAAAGUAUAAAGUAUCAUACUUUAUGAUACUGAAAUCAUAUAAAAAUCAUACUUUAUGACUGAAAUGCCUGCUUGUGUGUCUUCUGCUUUCCAACCACAAAUUAGAGUUUUAAGGAGUUAUAUGUGCCAUCUGUCUGCAGUGCUUCUCAGUGUUUUUGGAAUUCCCUGUCACUUGACUAAUGUUUGCAUUGUACGUUAUUUAUCUAAGGAACUAUUUCCUAUUGCAAAAUCUUGAUAUGUUAUCUCUUUAUUCUAGGUAUGUGUACACAAUAUUCAGCCUUCACUUCAUCAAACAUCCUGUGUUAUAGAUCCUUACCUUUAUUUUACCUAACUAGUUUCUCCUUGAAAUCUUGGAUUUCCUGACUCCCCUAAACUGGGUGGGGUGGUCCUCUUUUGUGCUCCCAUUGAACCUACCAUGUGAUUCUGAAAAUUAAAAUGGUCAAUGUACUCCUGUCUCCCUGAUGACACCUUCUACCAGGGACUGGUUUAUCUCUAUCAUUGUAACCUCAGCUCUAAUUUUCCCAUCCAGCUCUUAAUGUGUAACAGAGGAAUAUUCCUUGAAAGAAUAAAUAAUCUUUGACCCUAAA
This is a messenger RNA of Camelus dromedarius (Arabian camel), 5014 nucleotides long. RefSeq names its product guanylate-binding protein 5. Lineage: Eukaryota; Metazoa; Chordata; Mammalia; Artiodactyla; Camelidae. The record is from RefSeq and is a predicted model, not a curated record. Gene Ontology annotation, molecular function: GTP binding; GTPase activity. The transcript is spliced from 14 exons. The coding region runs from base 204 to 2342 and encodes 712 amino acids.